This is a messenger RNA of Penicillium diatomitis, 1458 nucleotides long. Its product is annotated as ketoreductase domain-containing protein. Lineage: Eukaryota; Fungi; Ascomycota; Eurotiomycetes; Eurotiales; Aspergillaceae. Gene Ontology annotation, biological process: secondary metabolite biosynthetic process; fatty acid biosynthetic process. The record is from RefSeq and is a predicted model, not a curated record. The transcript has 5 exons. The coding region runs from base 1 to 1458 and encodes 485 amino acids. Gene Ontology annotation, molecular function: fatty acid synthase activity.
AUGGCAAUGAUAGUGUACUGGUUGGAGGAUGAGUACGUGCCCGUUUCUGUUCAGCAGAUUUCGCAGCGUGACGACCUAUUCCGUCCCGACCGCACAUACUGGCUGGCUGGUCUCGCUGGUGACACUGGACGGUCUUUAGCCGACUUUAUGAUUGCUCAUCAAGCCUUGAACAUAGUGUUGAGUAGUCGUCGGCCUGUUGUCGACGAAGCUUGGGUGCUGUCACAAAAGGCAAAGGGUGCCACAGUGAGAUAUUUUGAAGGGGACGUCACCUGCUUCAGCUCCAUGAAAAAGAUUCAUGACACUAUCAAGGAAUCUAUGCCGCCUAUCGGUGGCGUUGCCAACGGCGCCAUGGUUCUACGAGACAGCUCCUUCAUGAAUAUGAGCUUUGAAGAUUUCCAGACGGUUCUGAGGCCCAAAGUACAAUGCACAAUCAAUCUUGACAGGCUCUUCUCCGACCGCAGUCAGCCUCUGGAUUGGUUCAUUGGAUUUAGUUCGAUCGCUGCAACUGUUGGACUCAUUGACCGCCGCCGUCAGCAAGGCUUGGCUGGAUCAGUCAUUGACAUCACUCGAUUAGUUGGAUUAGGUUUCAUUGAGCGCGAAAGUCGGGGGUGGGGCCUGACAAAAGAGCAUCAGGAGCGUCUCACGACACGAUCAGGCACAAUCGCGAUGAGCGAGAAUGACCUGCACCAGCUGUUCGCGGAAGCUAUCCUGUCAGGACGUCCUGCUCUCGGUCUAAAUCCCGAAAUUAUCACGGGAUUAGCUCCAAUUACAGUCGAGCAGUCUAAGGAUGCCUACUGGAAAACCAACAUGAGGCUAUCACUACUGAUCAAGGACGCUGGACAAGGUAACGCACAGGGCUCAGAGAGGAGUGAGGUGAUUCCUUCGCGAAAGCUAUUGGAAGGAGCCAAAUCUUUGCAGGACGCAGUCAAAGUGCUUUGGAACUCCUUCAAGAAGAAAUUGCAGGCUUUGAAGUUCUUAUCCGAUUCUGACGGCAUUUACGACAGCACGCCGCUCGUGUACAUGGGCGUCGACAUCAUGAAGAUUCUAGGUGGUGCUUCUAUCGCAGAUUUGGUGGAAAUUGUCGCGAGUAAACUGCCCGAUGAGCUCUUGAAUCGAUUGGAUCCUGAGGGGAAGCAGCGAACGGGCAAUGCAGGCCUGUCUGAGGCUACUGUUUCUAGCUUGGUAAGUCCGACUGAGCCGACAGUCGACCACGUUGAAAAUGACCACCAUCUUGCUUCACCAGAUGGUGUGAAUGGCAUCGUUGGCACCAAUGGCGUGAAGUAUGAGAAUGGAGACGAUGCCGAAAAUAGCGGUCUCAAAGGCAUCAAUGAGAUCAAAGGCGCUCACAUUGCUGGGGCUGGUACGAACGGAGCCACGAACAUCGUCGAGAAAGAUUCGGAGUACGCAACGAAAGACACCAACUCUUCGAUCAUCAUUCGGGAACAAGAGGUGGUCUAA